Molecule: messenger RNA, 1293 nt
Organism: Lodderomyces parapsilosis
Lineage: Eukaryota; Fungi; Ascomycota; Pichiomycetes; Serinales; Debaryomycetaceae
Gene: PIR32
Product: Pir32p
Exons: 1
Coding region: 1-1293 (430 amino acids)
Biological process (GO): fungal-type cell wall organization
Cellular component (GO): fungal-type cell wall
Molecular function (GO): structural constituent of cell wall
Source: RefSeq, a predicted model, not a curated record
AUGUUACUGCCUCGUUUAUUAGCAUCGUUCGCCACCAUCAAUUUGAUUCAAGCUUACUACAUUCCAGCAAGUGGAGAAGAUUGGACAAAGUAUAAACCAAGUUGUGAUUAUUUACCAGGAAGUUUUACCACUUUGCCAUUCAAAUUCGGAAUUGUUGUGAAUCCAUAUAUUGUCACCAAUGAAGGGGAGUUGUUGGAACCAGAAGUGGAAUCUAUUGAGAGAAGUAUCACCACCAGUUUUGUUACAUCUGUUGUUACUCCAGCUCCAAAAGCCACCAAGACUAAGGAUAUUAUUGUUCAGAUUACUGAUGGUCAAGUUCAAAAAGUGAAUGAAGAGUUGUGUGAUCCAGAGGAGAAGAAGAAAUUGGGAUUAGACGAGGAGCAUUAUCAUCAACAUCAUGAUCAUGAUGGGUACUUGAGUGAUAAGUAUGGUGCCAAGUUCGAUGAUAAGUAUGGGGACAAAUAUGGCGGCAAACACAAAGAUGGCCACUACAAUGAAAACCACCGAGAUGGUGAGUUUUAUGACAAGGAUGAAAAGUUUGGUGAUCACAAACACUUUGAUGAUGAUGACAAGUACAACAAAGAGAAGCAAUUUAAUGAUAAAGAUUUUGACAAAGAAACCGUUUUGUCGAAAAGAGACGAAUUGGAGAUUGAAGAUGCUCAUGACAUUGGAGGUGAUAUCAAAGAUAAGCCAUUCGAUGAACAUUCCAAACAUUAUAAAGACAAGCAUGGAUUAAAAGGAGAUGAUUACGAUUAUGAAAACAAACAUCAUUUGGAGAAAGGAGAAAAAGACCACAAUGAAUACUACAACGAACAUGAGAGAUCAAAACAAUAUGAAAGUCAUGAAGGAAGCUAUACUGAGCAUAAAGACUUUAAAGAACGUUAUCCUCAUAAUGAUCAUAAAGGACAUAAUCAUAAAGAUCACAACGAUCAUAAUGGUGGUGCCCAUGACUUUUUCCACGACGAUGAUUUUGCUUCACCGGUUUAUUCCGUUGCUUGCUACACCAAUGCCACGUUACGUAUGUCAUUACAUGAUUCCAUUUUGCGUGACUCAGAUGACAGAAUUGGAUGUAUUGUAUCUGGUCAUCAAUUCCAAUUUGAUGGUCCAACUCCUCAACAUGGUGCUGUAUUUGCUGCAGGUUGGUCGGUCACAAAAGAUGGUCAAUUGGCUUUAGGUAACUCAACUAAGUUUUAUCAAUGCGCUUCUGGUCAUUUUUACAAUUUGUAUGAUCAAUCUAUUGGAUUCCAGUGUCAUCCGGUCACUUUGGAUGUGGUUGAAUUGAUCGAUUGCUGA